Messenger RNA from Cornus florida, 1573 nucleotides. RefSeq names its product ADP,ATP carrier protein 1, mitochondrial. The coding region runs from base 78 to 1256 and encodes 392 amino acids. Gene Ontology annotation, biological process: mitochondrial ATP transmembrane transport; mitochondrial ADP transmembrane transport. Gene Ontology annotation, cellular component: mitochondrial inner membrane. The record is from RefSeq and is a predicted model, not a curated record. Gene Ontology annotation, molecular function: ATP:ADP antiporter activity. NCBI's taxonomy places the organism in Eukaryota, Viridiplantae, Streptophyta, Magnoliopsida, Cornales, Cornaceae. The transcript has 4 exons.
UUCUUCUUAGCAUUCUCUUAUCGAUCUUUAUAGUCUUUAUAGAGUCUUCUAUCCAUCAUUACAAAGAGAAAGGCACGAUGAUUGAUCAGCCUCGAAACCCAACUGUUGCUCAGAAGGUAGCUGGCAAGCUUCUUCUCAGAUCUAGCCUAACUCAAGAUCUUUGGGCUUAUGAUGGUGGUUUCCAAUGCCCUGCCAUGUCCCAAAGGCAAUUUAAAUAUGGGAACUACACCAAUGCUGCAUUGCAGUAUCCCAUGUUGCAGCCUUGUAAAGCGACUCGUGAUCUAUCCAUGGUUGCAUCAUCAACUUCUCCUAUUUUUGUCCAAGCCCCAGCAGAGAAAGGCUUCACAGGCUUUGCCAUAGAUUUCCUUAUGGGAGGAGUGUCUGCAGCUGUAUCCAAAACAGCUGCUGCUCCAAUUGAGCGUGUGAAGCUUUUGAUUCAGAAUCAGGAUGAGAUGAUUAAAACUGGUAGGCUCUCUGAACCAUACAAGGGCAUUGGUGAUUGUUUCAGCCGAACAAUUAAGGAUGAAGGGUUUGGUUCAUUGUGGAGAGGGAACACCGCUAAUGUCAUUCGCUACUUCCCAACUCAGGCCUUAAAUUUUGCCUUCAAGGAUUAUUUCAAGAGGCUUUUCAAUUUCAAGAAAGACAGGGAUGGUUACUGGAAAUGGUUUGCUGGGAACCUGGCAUCUGGAGGUGCAGCUGGUGCCUCUUCUCUUCUCUUCGUCUACUCUCUGGACUAUGCUCGGACCCGUUUGGCAAAUGAUGCAAAGGCUGCAAAGAAGGGAGGAGAGAGGCAAUUUAAUGGCUUGAUUGAUGUCUACAGGAAGACACUAGCUUCUGAUGGUGUUGCAGGGCUUUACCGUGGAUUCAAUAUUUCAUGUGUUGGUAUCAUUGUUUAUCGUGGUCUCUACUUCGGAAUGUACGAUUCUCUGAAGCCUGUGAUCCUUACUGAUAAGUUACAGGAUAGUUUCUUUGCUAGCUUUGCACUUGGUUGGGUGAUCACAAAUGGUGCUGGCCUUGCAUCAUACCCAAUUGACACUGUUCGCAGAAGAAUGAUGAUGACCUCCGGUGAAGCUGUCAAAUACAAGAGCUCGCUGGAUGCUUUCUCGCAGAUCCUGAAGAACGAGGGUGCCAAGUCUCUCUUCAAGGGUGCUGGUGCAAACAUUCUUCGUGCUAUUGCUGGCGCUGGUGUUCUUGCUGGUUACGAUAAGCUGCAGAUGAUUGUCUUGGGAAAGAAGUACGGAUCUGGUGGUGCCUAAAUAAGGGGGAGUACUAUUUAUUCCUUCUCUCUUUAGCAUUAGAUGGUGAUGAACAAAAAAGACUUGGAGUCGUGAGAAGAAUUCAACCGGCAAAUUUUUUAUUUAUCGAAUAAUUCAUUUAUAGAGGAAGUCACUCCCGAGCCCAUUGUGAAUGGUGUUUUGUUUCUUAUAAACCUGUUUUGUUAAAUCAGCAUACAAAUGCUGUUUCUUGAGUUCCAUUCAAAUGUUUUGGUCAGGCGUUAAUUACCUGUAUUUCUUUAUUUUUGUUUUAUGAGGAAUAUGAUAUAUGAAUCUAUUAUUUGUCCCUUUUUUUCUCA